Messenger RNA from Melanotaenia boesemani (Boeseman's rainbowfish), 1430 nucleotides. It is a transcript of the gene f7l, whose product is annotated as coagulation factor VII, like. The transcript is spliced from 8 exons. Gene Ontology annotation, molecular function: calcium ion binding; serine-type endopeptidase activity. The record is from RefSeq and is a predicted model, not a curated record. Gene Ontology annotation, biological process: proteolysis; blood coagulation. The coding region runs from base 27 to 1316 and encodes 429 amino acids. Lineage: Eukaryota; Metazoa; Chordata; Actinopteri; Atheriniformes; Melanotaeniidae. Gene Ontology annotation, cellular component: extracellular region.
ACUUCUGACCUUUGAUCAGAACAAACAUGGCGUCUAUCUGCAGAGAAGCGAAGAGCGUCUUCUUCUUACUACUCCUCAUCAAUUCUAUCCCAGCAUGCACUGGGAUCCCAGAAGGACUGUUCAUGGACAGACCUGAAGCCAGCAUCUUCCUGCAUCGCACUCGUCGGGCAAACUUUCUGCUGGAGGAGAUGAGACAGGGAAACCUAGAGCGAGAAUGUAUCGAGGAGAAAUGUUCCUACGAGGAGGCCAGAGAGAUCUUUGCCCUGCCACAGCAGCUGGAGAACUUCUGGAGGAAGUACACAGCUGUAGAUCACUGCUUAUCGUCCCCCUGUAAGAACGGAGCAACCUGCACUCGUCACAUCGACAGCUACAUCUGCAAAUGCCCUCCUGGUUUCCAUGGACACAACUGUGAUAAAGUGCGUUCAACCUUCAAUGGCUGUCGCUUUAGAAAUGGAGGGUGUGAACAUUUCUGCAGAGAGCUUCCGGAUCGUUCUCCCAGCUGUUUCUGUGCACCAGGAUACGGUCUGGACCAGGACAACAAUACCUGCCUGCCCAAAGAAAGCAUCGUCUGUGGAAGACCACAGAUAAAUUUUGCCCCGAGAGUUGUUAACGGGGAGAUCUGUCCCAAAGGACAUUGUCCAUGGCAGGCUGUGCUGAAUGAACAUAACGCGUUCACCUGCGGCGCCAUCGUCCUGUCGGAUCUGUGGCUUUUAACUGCAGCUCACUGCAUUUGGCAGAAACCAGUCGCCAUCUUCCAUGUCAUAGUGGGUAAACACGACCUUAAGGAGAUCGAGAAGACGGAGCAGCAGCGCCGAGUGCUCCAGGUUUUUAUCCACCCCGACUACAACACCACCACCUACGACAGCGACCUGGCCCUCCUGAAGCUUUUCCGACCCAUCAAACUUAACCGCUACGUGAUGCCCAUUUGCCUGCCCGCCCGGAACAGCACCUUUACCCGAACGCUGGCCACCAUCCGCCACUCCACGGUGUCCGGAUGGGGCCGCCUGGUCCAGUUCGGCCCCUCUGCCAGAUUCCUACAGCGCCUGGUGCUGCCGAAGGUCCCGCUGCAGGAGUGCCGCCUCCACACCAACCUCAGCAUCACCAGGAACAUGCUGUGCGCCGGGCUGAAGACGGGCGGCUCGGACACCUGCCAGGGGGACAGCGGCGGCCCGCUGGUCACGCGCUACAAGAAAACCUGGUUCCUGACAGGCGUGGUGAGCUGGGGGAAGGGGUGCGCCAAGGAAAACAUGUACGGUGUCUACGCUAAAGUCAGCAACUUCCUGGACUGGAUCGAGGACACAAUGACCAUCGGUUGAAACUGGCUCAGGUCAAAGCUGCGAUGAGGUCAAAUAUAAUCCAGGAAUAGAAAAGCAGCAAUAAAUGUCAGUGUGUUACUAUUUAAUUACAAUAAAUGCUCAUUACAAGCCAAA